This is a messenger RNA of Cladocopium goreaui, 1605 nucleotides long. NCBI's taxonomy places the organism in Eukaryota, Dinophyceae, Suessiales, Symbiodiniaceae. The record is from the annotation of a GenBank genome assembly.
GUUCGCGGGAGCUGAGUGGGUUUUGCUUUGCUUUGCCAUGGCGAGGGCCAAAUUGGUUUCAUUCUUUGUGGCUCUUGCAUAUGUGGAAGCUGGAGAGUCAGGAGCAUUCUUGCCAAAGACCAACAAUUCGAUCAAAUCAACUGUUGUGCAAGGCUCUGGCAUCUCUAUAGCUUCAGAAAGAAGGACGCAAUCUGAAUCUGUAGAGAAGCUUCCAGAUGUUAUUUUUAUUGGAGACUUCCUGGAUAUGGCAGGCAAAGAGAUUGCCAAGCAGAUUGCAUACAUUCCAGCACGCAAAUACUUGGAUGCUGUGACCGGCUCAUCGGCUUUCUCAGUGCAGAUGGCGGGAUUGGCAUCGUGGUGCUAUGACCUUGACUACUUCAAGAGCACAUGGCCAAAUGGAUGGGCUGGAGGUUGGGAGUUGGUGGCAGAAUAUGUCAACGACACUGAGUCUUUGGUCGUGCCUGGCCAUGAUGUGGUGGCACUGUUUGCGAAAGACAACAAGUGUGCCAUCUCUUUCAGUGGCACUCAUGGCCUUGCAGAUUGGUCCACGAAUUUCAAUGCGAAGACAAAAGUGAGCUUGCCAGAAUGCGGCCUGUUUCAUGCGCAUGAAGGUUUCUUCGAAGUGUUCCUCCAGUUCCUUUUAAACGAAGCGUGGACGGAUGAAUUCGAGCCAUACCUCGAGAACAACUGCAGUGGUGGGAUCUACACAGUGGGACACUCACAAGGCGCUGCAGUUGCAGAGAUCUUCGCUGCUUGCAUCAACGCAGCAGGAGAGACCCUCACAUUGCCCGAUUUGGUUCGAUGGGGAAAGCUGGUGCACGCAGGUGGUGUUCGCAACACAAAUGUUGAAGUUUCAGGAAUCUACACGCUUGCUGGACCUGCACCGGCUUGGACGGUCUUGACCAACAAGUUGGAUCCCAACGGGAUCUUCCAAGGUGUUCGUUACUUCAACCAGGACGCUUGGUCAUUUGAUCCAGUCCCUUGGAUGACAUAUCCCAGGGGAAUGAAACAUGCAAAAUAUGCUGCAGUAAAACUCAAUGACCAUCCUGAAGAGUACGCUGCUCAUACAGAUGAUGCCGUCAACGUACCGCGUUUUCCAUCAUUUGUCCCUGAGAUCUUUCAGCACCUUCCACCUUCCUACAUGCAACGGCUGAUGAAGGGAACUCGAAAGGCGACUCUGAAGAUCCAGCGCGCUUGGGCGCUGCCAGAUCGCACCAACGCCCCUUUCAACAAUCCAAAGCCAGAUCCAUACGUGGUGGUCGAUGCCAAGAACCGCAUUUGGGGCGAAGUGUAUCGUACCGAAACCAAGAAAGCCGCAACUGAUCCUACAUGGGAUGAGAGCUUUGUUUUGGAGAAGUAUGAGCCAGGAGAUGAAGUUCAGGUGACUGUGUUUGAUGAACAGCACCCCUGGGGACAAGAUCAAAAGCUUGGGAGUGUGAUCCUGAAAAAUUUUGAGCCUCAGGGCUUUGAAGGCUGGCGGCCACUGUAUCAUGGUGCCUGGCUGAAGGUUGCCAUAUUCAUGUCACCUGUGGAUUUUUAAAUGAAGACGCACGACGAAGUCAAGCAAGCAGACGCGACGAAAGCGAAAAAACGGGAGAAUUUGAC